AUGAAGGGCAGACUAUACGUGUCUCAUUUUCUGACAUCUUGGACUGAUAGAGUCUUUGAGUUCUCAUGUUAUCUAUUCAUUGGUGACAUAUUCAAGACGUCCUUGUUAUUAGCGUCCAUCUAUGGAUUCAGCACAACCAUCUCGGCUAUUGUCUGGAGCAAUUGGGUGGGUAGAUUGGCUGAUUCCUCUUCCAGGCUUUUGUUUGUUCGCAUGACAAUGCUCGUACAAAAGUCUGCUAUUGUGGCUAGUUGUGUUCUUUUCUACAUCAUCCUGGAGUUCAACUACCGUCCCUAUUUGCUGUAUAGCUUCAUCGUCGUGUUUGGGUGCAUGCUCAAACUGGCAUUCAUAGCCAAUAAUAUUGCUAUUGAGAAAGAUUGGGUCAUGGUGAUGACAGACGGCGAUACAGAAGUUAUGCUCACUGUCAUGAAGCGUAUCGAUUUGUUUUGCAAGACAAUGGCUCCCGUUAUGAUUGGCUCUCUCAUGGCGUUUGGCCCCUCUACGGGUGCUAUCAUCAUUGCUGUGUGGAAUGUCAUGUCAGUCAUCAUUGAAUACCAAUUGGUGUUCCAUACCUACAAAGCAUUCCCUCGAUUGGCUUCCAAGAAUAAAGAUUACAUUCAGAGCAGAAUAGGCGAACAGGCACCUCUCUUGGAUGAUGUGUCCGAGGGGAUGAGUGGUCCAAGCAAUGUAGAGACAAGCAUAGAUCAACAACAUCAAGCAGAGCAUUCGGUUUCUUUUAUAGAGUAUAUUCACCACAAGAUUUUCCCUGCCAGUCUAGCUGCAGGCAUGCUGUAUCUUACUGUGUUGUCCUUUGGCGGCAUCAUGACCUCUUACUUGAAAAUCGUGGGCUACUCAGAUUGGACGUUGGGGUUACUGCGAGCUGUUGCUGGUAUUGCUGGCAUCGCUUCCACCUACAUUUUACCAUACCUCUCUGCUAAAAUAGGGAUCAUUCGCGCCGGUGUGUGGGCGCUGUGGUUUGAGAGUGCUGCUUUGGUUCCUGUCGUGCUGUCAUUCACUGCUUGGGGCAGUCAAUCUUCUUGGGGACCCAUCAUGUUGUUUGGUGGCAUGUCAGUCAGUCGCAUUGGUCUCUGGGUAUUUGACAUUUCAGAAACGAUGCUCAUGCAACAGAUGGUGGAUAACUCUCAGAUUGGCAGCAUUUCUGGCUGGCAACACAGCCUAUGCAACGUAUUUGAGCUGUCUCAAUAUGUGCUGACCGCCAUCGUGCCUGAUCCUAACGACUUUCUCAUUCCAGCUACUGUGUCUUUGGGUGCUGUUGUUGCUGCUUCUAUUUCCUACACUGUAUUCGUCAAGCAAGAAAGGGGCCACUUGUUCCACAUCAAAAAACGCUUGUAA
Mucor velutinosus is the source of this 1350-nucleotide messenger RNA. RefSeq lists its product as uncharacterized. Bases 1 to 1350 code for a protein of 449 amino acids. Gene Ontology annotation, molecular function: iron ion transmembrane transporter activity. Gene Ontology annotation, cellular component: membrane. The record is from RefSeq and is a predicted model, not a curated record. NCBI's taxonomy places the organism in Eukaryota, Fungi, Mucoromycota, Mucoromycetes, Mucorales, Mucoraceae. The transcript has a single exon. Gene Ontology annotation, biological process: iron ion transmembrane transport.